Molecule: messenger RNA, 1793 nt
Organism: Heterotrigona itama
Lineage: Eukaryota; Metazoa; Arthropoda; Insecta; Hymenoptera; Apidae
Source: the annotation of a GenBank genome assembly
AUGUCCGGACCGAUAGUCAGUCGUGCGCAGACACCCGGCGGUGAUGUUCAAAUAGGUGUAACUUUGGGUUGUGUUAUUUGUAAUAGGACUGACAAGCUGUUAAGGUGUUCACGGUGCAAGGCCGUCUUUUAUUGUACCAAAGAACAUCAAAGGCGGGAUUGGAAACGUCACAAAGAAUUUUGUGCGACUCAUUCCGUGGAAUCGAUCGUAUCGGAUACUGUUUCGGCUGCUAGUCAAAAUUCUAUUCUGAAAUCCACUAAAAAAGAUUCUUCCGUAAGGAACUGCCAGAAUUCAAUUGUACCAGUGGUUUCUAACCUAAGCGAGAAGUCGGUAUUAGAAACAACGCGAGGAUCGAACACUGCUCCAGAAGUGUAUAAUGACGGGAAACGUCUUGGAGGAACCAACAAACAGAUAGAAAAGAUAAAAGGACAAUCAGAUCGUAAGGAAAGUCAAAAUUCCAAAAGAAAAUCCAAUAACACCAAGACAAAAGGUACUCGUACAAAUAGAGUAGAUGGAUGGACUUCUCCCAUAACCUAUGAAGGAAGUUCUGAAGACACGAUCUUAGGUGCCAGAACAGAAUCAUUGAAUCCUGCCUUAGAAGGUUCAAGAAUCCUAGAUAAGUUACAAAACAAUGAAUUAGAUAUGCCAAUACAACAUCAUAACGGUAUGAAGAACUUUCCAGAGAUUCGUUUAACUCGUGAAGAAGAAUUUCUACCACCUUUCCUUCAUAAAAAUAAAAAUAACCUUGAAGAAUUAAUAGACGAUAUAAGCAAAAAUGUGAUUAGAGACAUGGAUGAAUAUGGUAUGUGUGUGGUAGACAAUUUUCUAGGGACCGAAAAGGGUCUUGCAGUGUUAAACGAAGUUUUAAAUAUGUAUAGUGCUGGAUUAUUUAAGGAUGGACAGUUGGUUUCUAAUAAAGCAGGUGCAAAUGAUUUAAAGACAAUUCGUGGUGAUCAAAUAACGUGGCUUGAUGGAAAAGAAAAACAAUGUCAAAAUAUUGGAAUGCUUAUAUCUCAAGUCGAUGCCGUCAUUAUGAGGGCAAAUAAAAUGUGCAACAAUGGGAAAAUGGGGAACUACAUGAUCAAUGGAAGGACAAAGGUAAGAAUAAAUGAUUUCAUCAGCAAUAGAUGCAUAUUCAAUAUCAUAUAAUUAAUUGUAUUUAUUUUAAUUUAUUUAAUUCAUGGUUUGUGUCAAAUAAAUUGACUGUUAAAGUUCAUGUUUAUAUUAUUUGAACAAUAAGUAGUAAAUUUGAGAUAUAUAUUAAUAUUUGUAAAUAUAUAAAUAUGUUCUUCUAAAUCACUAUACAUUAGAGUUUAUAUUGUAUUUCUAUAUUUUGACAAGCAAUAUCGUUUUUUAUUUCUAAAUUAAUUUCAGAAACAUUGGAAAUAUUUUCUUGGGCAAGAUUUUUAUUUUAUUUUAUUUAUUUAACAUGAUAAAUUUAUUUAAUGCCUAAUUAUACAUAAAACAUAAACAUUCAUCGAAUGUAUAACUGAAUAGUUAUUGAUUUAAAAUAAACUUUGGCAAUAAAAUCUUAUUUUAAAGAUAACAUACAAUUACAUAGACCUUGAAUAUUAAAUGUUUAAACAAAUCGCUUAUGUUUUAGUUUUAAUCUUCUAUAUAAUUGUUACAAUUUAUGAUUUUUGCAAAACAAUUACAUAUUUUACUUAUUAUUGUAAAAAAUAUAUAGUUAUUGUAAAAAUAUAUAGCUAUUACAGCAUACUGUAUUGUGUAAAAAAGAGUAUUUAAGAAAUUAUAUUUACAUAGUUAUAUAUUGUUAGGUGACAGUACAUUAA